Gopherus flavomarginatus (Mexican gopher tortoise) is the source of this 1197-nucleotide messenger RNA. It is a transcript of the gene KAZALD1, whose product is annotated as Kazal type serine peptidase inhibitor domain 1. Gene Ontology annotation, biological process: regulation of signal transduction; regulation of cell growth. The coding region runs from base 104 to 1006 and encodes 300 amino acids. The transcript has 4 exons. The record is from RefSeq and is a predicted model, not a curated record. Gene Ontology annotation, cellular component: extracellular region. NCBI's taxonomy places the organism in Eukaryota, Metazoa, Chordata, Testudines, Testudinidae. Gene Ontology annotation, molecular function: insulin-like growth factor binding.
AGGCGUUAAUGGCUUCUUGGCUUUGAAGAGGGAGAGGCUGCCCGGGGUCCAGUGUCUAAGUGAUGGUGGCGACCAGGCUCCGAGACCCAGAGAGCCCUUGAGAAUGUCCGAACCUGCCAACCCAGCCCCCUCUCAACUCUUCUCUCUGUUGCUGUGUUUGAGCUGGGCCCUGCCAUGGCCCUGCGGGGCACUGCCCAAUGCCCCGGACUACCUGCAGCGUGGCUGGCAAAGGCUGCUGGAAGAAGGAGAGAGCUGCUUGGACUGUAGCCCAGAGGAAUGCCCCAUGCCCCGAGGAUGCCUGGCAGGCCUGGUGCGGGACCCGUGCGAGUGUUGCUGGGAGUGUGCCAACCUGGAGGGGCAGAUCUGCGACCUGGACAACACUAAUCACUUCUACGGGAAGUGUGGGGACCACCUGGAGUGCAAGCUGGACACGGGGGACCUCCGGAAGGGCGAGGUGCCUGAGCCUCAGUGCGCUUGCCUCUCCAGCCAGACCCUGUGUGGCUCUGAUGGGAAGACCUAUGCUCAGAUCUGCAAGUUCCAGGAGGUGUUUCAUGCCCAUCCCGAGGCAAAUCUCACCGUGGCCCAUGAGGGACCCUGUGAAUCAGAGCCCCAGAUCUUGUCUCCUCCCUACGACGUGUGGAACGUCACCGGGCAGGACGUGAUCUUCGGCUGCGAGGUCUUUGCCUACCCCAUGGCGUCCAUCGAGUGGCGGAAGGACGGAGCGGAGAUCCUGCUACCGGGAGAUGACCCCCACAUCUCUGUACAGUUCAGGGGUGGCCCCCAGAAAUACGAAGUGACUGGCUGGCUGCAGAUCCAGGGCAUCCGGGUGACGGACGAGGGCACCUAUCGCUGCUUCGCCAGGAACAGGGUCGGGGAAGUGGCUGCGCUCGCCAGCUUGACUGUGCUGACGCCGGAUCAGCUGAACAUGACGGGGUUGUCCCUGCCCAGGCCGCGCCCGGGGCCUGAGGACGACGUGGAGAGCGAGGAGUUGGAUGAUUAUUACUAACAGCUGCAGUGGGGAGGUGGGACCAAGUUUGGGAUCCAGGAGGGAGACGUCAUCCGCCAUCCUUCCUCCUCUACGGCAGUGCGAGGUGUGGACACCUGGCCCCCUUCCUCGGGAACCUCUGUGGGUGGAGUUUGGGGAGAUCCCCUGAGCAGACCCCUUCCCCUACAUGGAAACUCCUUCUGCUAUAAACA